Messenger RNA from Dissoconium aciculare CBS 342.82, 2659 nucleotides. RefSeq names its product alpha/beta-hydrolase. Gene Ontology annotation, molecular function: serine-type peptidase activity. Gene Ontology annotation, biological process: proteolysis. Bases 239 to 2197 code for a protein of 652 amino acids. Lineage: Eukaryota; Fungi; Ascomycota; Dothideomycetes; Mycosphaerellales; Dissoconiaceae. The transcript is spliced from 3 exons. The record is from RefSeq and is a predicted model, not a curated record.
GACACAGGAAGCUCGAUUAUAAGCCUCAGACCGAACGUACGCGAUGCCUUAUUCAGAAGUCGCAACCUGCACGGUUGAGCACUACAUCGUCUUACAUCUCAGGCUCUGAAGAGUUACUUGACAAUCUGGCGAUCACAGAUCGAACCUGUAAUAAGUACGAACCUUGUAAUUCGUGCGCACAGCCUGUGUUGCCGGUAUCCAGUGCAAACGCCGACGGCACAGCAAGCGACUGCUCAUCAUGCCUACACCACAAGCAUUCGGAACAUGGAGGUCCCCAUUGAGUUUGGAUAUGCUCUGUGAGCCUGACCUUCACAUCGAUGGAGCUAGGAUACUUAAAUCAUCCGGUGCGAUCUAUACUGUAGAGUCCUUUUCGGGAAACAGAACUUCCAUCUUCCUGCUGAACCAGGAUAUUCAAGAUGAUGUGAAGGAAGUCCUGCCAAGUCCGUACAGUGUUGGUACGAUUGUGCAUGGCUACGGCGGAGCUGCGUUCACUCUUGACGAAGAGAGAAAUUCAAUCAUCUUUUCCAACGCUGUUGACCAUGGAGUUUACAGGGUAUUCCUCGAUAGUUCCACAGUUGAACCAGUGGCAACAAGUGCGCAUGCCCACUUUGCUGACUUUGCCGUCCAUCCAACAAGUGGGUUAGUCAUCGCGAUCCGUGAGACACAUGAAGGCAAAGAAGUCAAGAAUGAACUCGUCGUGAUUGGCCCGGGCAACACAACCGCGAUUCUGGUCAGAGGUGCAGACUUUUAUUCUAGCCCUCGAUUCAGCCCCGAUGGAUCUCGGAUGUGUUGGUUGGAAUGGAACCAUCCAUCUAUGCCUUGGACGGGAAGUCUGCUUUUUGUGGGAGACGUUCAUUUACUGGAGGGCUCGCUCGAGAUUAUAAACUCAAGACAGGUAGCCGGGGCACGAUUGAAAAGAAGCAUCAGCCAGCCAAGAUGGAACAGCGAUAGCUCCCUCUUCUUCGCCGAUGAUAUCUCUGGAUACUGGCAGUUGUUUCGAGUCCAUGAGGACGGUACCGUCACUCCUGUGGUCUCUGGGCUCGAAGAGACCGAUCAUGCGGGAUCCGAAUUCAAGCUUGGGAGCUCUACGUACGUGUUUCCAAACUCUAAAACCAUUGCGCUCGCGUACGUCAAAGAAGGGACAUCACACCUCGCUUUGGUUGACAUAGCUUCGGGCCGUUUUACGCCAUUGGCCUGCCCACUCGUCGACAUUCAGUAUGAUGCUCUCUCCGCUGAUGGCCGGGGCAACGUCCUCGUGGUGGGCUCAUCAGUGAUCGAAGGCCAUGGUUUGUAUCGAAUGACGACAAGCAGUGGUCAGCUCGAUCCCAUUCGGCGCUCGCAUUUGCGCCUGGGUGCUCAGCAGAUAUCAAUGCCCAAGGCUAUGCAAAUCCCACGCACGCUUCCAGGUACACACGGUAUCAUCCAUGGUUUCCUUCACCUACCUUACAGCCCAGAGUACAAAGGGCUUGAAAAUACACGGCCGCCUCUCGUUGUCCACGCUCAUGGUGGUCCGACGAAUCACUGGCGAGCUGGAUUUAGCCCACAAGUACAGUACCUCACUUCUCGUGGAUUUGCAGUCUUCCUGCUCAACUAUGCUGGGUCUACGGGUUAUGGAAAGCAAUAUCGGGAGCUACUCAACGGUCGAUGGGGCGAGCUUGACGCGGCUGAUGCAGCCAUGGCUGCCGAAUACCUGGCCAAUGUCGAGAAGUUGGUCGACGGGAACCGCAUGAGCAUCGAAGGUCCAAGUGCAGGAGGUUAUCUUGCGCUUGCAACCGCAGCUCUGUUUCCGCAGACUUGGCGUGUUUCCAUUGUCAUGUGCGGUAUUUCGGAUGUUGAUUCCUUCUCGCUAACGUCGCACAAGUUCGAGAGUCAAUAUUCCGAACACUUGGUCUUCGGCGAGCAAGGCGAUGAGAUGAGCCAGGAAGAGCGUAAGGCUCGAGGGAUUGCCCGGAGCCCGAUUCACCAUGCACGGAACUUCGAUUCUGCUGUGCUCUUGAUCCACGGAAAUACAGACACCGUGGUCGUGCCAGCGCAGGCCAAAUCUAUGCAUGAACGCCUUCAGAGUGUAUCAAACGAAGUUGAGUUGAUUCUCAUUCCUGAUUGGGGUCACAAACUUCCAGCUGGAGACGUACUUCGCGCAACAUGGGCAGCUCAGGAAAGACUGUGGAUGAAGCAUCUCGUGGAGCCAUGUGUGUGAUUAUUUCCAAUCAAUCAAUCACUUGCCAUCUGCGCUAUCCAAUUGGUGACACCUUCAAUUUUCUGCAGGCUACAAAGAGCUACCACCAUGUGUAUACCAUUGUUUCUUGUGAGUGCUCGUCUACAGGCAUAGGUCAAAUCGGACAGGGCACUCUGAUGACUCAUCAGAAACUACUUCUUGCUGAUGACUAAUAUGCUACCCGCUCGUGUCCUGGGUCAAAUACUUAGGAGGUAGAGUCAAAUGGAAUGUCGUUCCGCGUUCUGCUCGAAGACUGGUUAUCUCAGCUAUGAAAUCACAGGCAGAUGCUGAUACAUGAAGUCUGCCAUGAGCUUAUUGAUGCGGAUCGGCUCCAGAAGAAAGGCGUCGUGACCCUCCUCGCUGUCAAGGAUAUGGAGCUCUGCCUUUGGGAUACUCUCAGCCAUAUUCCGCUGCUCGAUGGGUGGGUAGAGGGUGUCGCUCGUG